CAACUGCCUUCUCUCUCUCUCUUCAGUACCUUUUCCUUUCUUUUCUUUUCCCAAUCAAUAGCAAGAAAGAAAAGAAAUCGAGAGGAGAGGGAAAAGGCGACUACUUUUUCUCUUCUCAUCAUUUCACCCUUUUCAGAUUCAUCCUACCUGUCAUUCCUCUCUCUCUCUCUCUCUCUCUCUCCCUCUCUGUUGUUAGCAUUUUGGGUUCUUUGAAUUUUGUUUGGUUGGAGUUAAAACUGUUGUUUUACAUUCUAUGUUGUUUUUGUUUUGGGGUGUUUGGAGCUAAAUCAGAUCUGGGUUUUCAGUUUAUUGCAAUUUUGAGUAAAUCCAUGGACUUUUCACAGCUGCAGCUCUGGAUUCUUUCAGCAUUUUUUUCCUCAUUUGGGUUGCUUGGAGAUAAAUUGCAUUUGGGUUUUCUGUAAUUUUGCAUGAAGUCUUGGUUUUUCCACUGCUGCAGCUGUAGAUUUUCUGAAAACUAAGGUUUAGUUUUCUUUACUGCUAUUUUGGGUCUUUUGCAAAUUUUUUAUUUUUAUUUUUUACAGAGAUUAAGGUUUUUUAGAGCUCAAUUCUAUUCGAUUCUGUUGUAAUUUUCCUUAAAUUCAUAUAUUUUCUGCUACGGCAUCUGCAGAUUUUCUGAAAAUUGGGUUUGUUGGCUUUUUUUUUUUUUUUUGUUCAUGUAUUUAAUAUUUUACGUUGUUCUUUAUCGGAAUUGGGGUUAGUGUUUUAAUGACAUCUGGGUUCUUCCCAAUUUCAUUUGAGGUCAUGUGUGUGGAAGAUUAGAUUUUCUUUUUCUUCUUCAUCUUCUCUUUUGUUGAGGGAAUGCAGUUCCUGUGUUUGAUUUUUUUAUUUUGGGUAGAGCUUGUGGUAGCAAAUUCAGAUUCGGAUGCUCUUUUGGCAUUCACAAAAGGAAUCGAAAAAGAUCCUUUGGAACGUGUUAAGUCUUGGAAUGGCAAUUCAUUGGCGUCUGAUGGGUCUCCCAAGAACUGGUAUGGGAUCGAAUGCAGCGGCGGUCACGUGACAUCAAUCACAUUGGAUGAUUUGGGCUUAGUUGGAAGCGUCGACUUGUCCACUCUCAGUGGGCUAAAAAUGCUUCGCAAUUUGUCGAUUUCAAACAAUCGUUUGACGGGUGGUCUUCCUCCAGAGCUAGGCACAUUGGUGUCUCUGGAGCUUUUGAAUCUUUCUCGCAAUUCAUUUCAUGGUUCAAUGCCCGUUGACUUGAUGAAGUUGGAGAAUUUAGUUUAUUUGGAUCUAUCAUCAAACAAUUUCAAUGAGACGGUCCCGUCUGGUUUUGAAACUCUGCAGAAGUUACAACAUUUAGAUUUGCAUUCAAAUGGCUUUUCUGGUGAUAUUGGGCGUUUGCUCGCGAAAUUGCAAGGCGUGGCCCAUGUUGAUCUCAGUGGCAACUUGUUUACAGGGUCUCUCAAUUUGGGUCUUGACAAUUCCACCUUUAUCCACUCGGUUCAAUAUUUAAACAUCAGCCACAAUGCAUUGGCUGGAGAUAUCUUUGUUGACGAUGUGGUUCCUUUAUUCGACAACUUGGAGGUGUUUGAUGCCAGUCAUAAUCAACUUGUUGGUCAGAUCCCGUCCUUCAAUUUAAUAGUUUCACUUCAGAUUCUUCGACUUGGAAGCAAUCAGUUCUCAGGGUCUCUGCCAGAAGCUCUCUUGCAAGAGAGUUCAAUGGUCUUGACGGAUCUUGAUCUAAGCCAAAACCAGCUCCAAGGUCCUAUCCGAGUCAUCACCUCCUCAACUCUGAAUUAUCUCAAUCUUUCUUCAAAUAAACUUUCGGGCCCAUUGCCUUCAAAGGUAGGGCACUGCGGUGUUGUGGAUUUGAGCAAGAACAUGCUUUCAGGGAGCUUGUCCAUGAUUCAAAGCUGGGGAAAUUAUGUAAUGGUUAUUGAUCUAAGUUCCAACUCGUUGACGGGAACUUUGCCGAAUGUAACUUCUCAGUUCUUGAGGCUGACUUCUAUCAAGAUAUCAAACAACUCGCUACAGGGGCCUCUCCCUCAAGUAAUCUGGGGUUACCCAGAACUCCAUGUGAUUGACCUUAGCCUCAACCAGCUAAAUGGGUCUCUCUCACCAAGCUUAUUCCUGUCAUCAAGAUUGACGGAGCUUAACCUUUCAGGCAACAGCUUUACAGGACCCAUCCUGCUUCCUGACUCUCAGACAGUAAUUUCCUCGUCUUCUGAUAUCCCUUUGCCACCCACUCGAAAUACAAGCUUGGUGUCUCUUGAUCUUUCAAAUAACUUGUUAAAUGGAUCUUUGCCCCCGGAAAUCGGUACAUUGGACCAACUAAAUUUGCUAAAUGUGGGAAAGAAUAAUAUCUCAGGACAGAUUCCGAGUGAAAUUGGUAAGCUUCACAGCUUGUUAUUUCUCGAUCUAUCUAACAACCAUUUAGAUGGUAGCAUCCCUGAUGACCUUCCGGACGGCCUUAAAGGCUUCAAUGUUUCGUAUAAUAAUCUAUCUGGCAUUGUUCCCAACAACUUGUUGAAGUUCCCUGAUUCUUCAUUUCAUCCAGGAAAUGCAUUGCUGAUCUUUCCUCAGGCACCCCAUUCGCCAAAAAACAUUCCGGGCAUUACAUUGAAGGGGAAAAGGCAUCAUAUGAAAUCUGCAAUUAAAGUGGCACUAAUUGCUGGUUUCGUUGGGGGUGCUGCUUUGGUAGCUAUUUUGUUCAUACUGAUUUAUUACAGAGGGCAGCGCAGUUCUCCUCGGGAAAUCAGAGGUAAAGAUACUAAUCAUGGGAAGUCUCCUCUCCCCAGUCUUUUUGGGCUUCAAAAAGCUGUGGACCCAUCCCCUGCUUCUUUGAGCUUCUCUCAAGAUCGUUUACUCUCUUCGGGCUCGAGAUCAAUGCCUGAGCAUGGAGACAUUUCAUCGGUUGGUAUGCGACUUGCAGAGCCAGCUGUCCCAGAGUCAACACUGAAAGGCGGGCGGCCAUCAGCAGAAAGGUCCCCACCAAAAAAUAUCGGGAGGUCUUCUCCUGUGUCUGCCCUUUCCAUUGAUCCCAGUAUGUCCGACCAACCAUCUGUUCUCGAGGUCUUCUCUCCAGAUAGAUUGGUUGGGGAUCUACAUUUCUUUGACAAUUCAUUCAUGUUCACUGCUGAGGAGCUCUCUUGUGCCCCAGCGGAAAUUAUUGGUAGAAGUUGUCAUGGGACGUCCUAUAGAGCUACUCUUGAUACUGGGCGUGUGUUGACUGUUAAGUGGUUGAGGGAAGGCAUUUCGAAAGGUAAGAAGGAAUUCGCUAGGGAGGCGAAGAAGCUCGGAAACAUCAGACAUCCGAACAUAGUCUCUUUGAGGGGCUAUUAUUGGGGUCCAAAGGAACACGAGAGGCUGAUCAUAUCGGAUUAUAUUGAUGCUGUGUGUUUAGCAAGUCAUCUUUGUGAGACUGAGCCAAGAAAGCUCCCACCCUUAUCAGCAAAUCAACGGCUUAAAAUCGCUGUGGACAUCGCCCGCUGCCUAUAUUACCUUCACAAUGAAAGAGCUAUUCCUCAUGGCAACCUGAAAUCAACCAACGUAUUAUUACAAGCUCCGGAUCUCAAUGCAUUGCUCACUGAUUACAGCCUCCAUCGGAUCAUGAAUCCUGCGGGCACGGCCGAACAAGUUCUAAAUGCAGGUGCUCUUGGAUACCGACCACCCGAAUUUGCCAGCACAAGCAAACCAUGCCCGUCUUUGAAGAGCGAUGUGUACGCAUUCGGUGUGAUUAUGCUGGAGAUGUUGACGGGAAAAAGUGCCGGAGAGAUAGUGUCUGGAAACACUGGUGUGGUCGAUCUGACCGAUUGGGUGAAGUUACUGGCAAACGAGAACCGGUCCAUCGAGUGCUUUGAUCUGAUGAUUCCUGGAAUCGAUAGUGAGGAAGGUCCCCCAGAUGGAUUGGAAGACAUGCUACACGUUUCUCUUAGAUGUAUUCUUCCUGCUUCUGAGAGGCCUGAUAUCAGAACGAUUUUGGAAGAUCUCUCGUCAAUUGUACUAUGAUCCGUGACCGUCUCUGUACAUGGCCCGUUGACGACUCCGAAGAACCCAUUUCCAGGAUGAGGUGUUGAUUAUGUAUGAUACUACUAACAUCAUUGAUGGGUCAUCUUCAUUUUUUUUGUUGGGUGGGAGUGGGCUGCAUCUCUCUUCGACAGUAUAUUCCAAGGAUUUUGGGAGAAUGGACGGGUCCGAUCAGCUGUAUGUCCUGGAAUAGUUCUUCAAUUGAUUAUCAAUUUUUAUUUGAUUUUUGUAGGUUGAUCUAACCUUCUUUCAUUACAAUGAUUCUAGAGUGAUGUUUAGGAUCUUGGGAUUGUAUUAGUAAAUUGAAGUAAAUAAAAUUCUUGGGUGGAUUCAUUUUU
This is a messenger RNA of Magnolia sinica, 4322 nucleotides long. RefSeq names its product probable inactive receptor kinase At5g10020. Gene Ontology annotation, molecular function: ATP binding; protein kinase activity; protein binding. Lineage: Eukaryota; Viridiplantae; Streptophyta; Magnoliopsida; Magnoliales; Magnoliaceae. The record is from RefSeq and is a predicted model, not a curated record. The transcript is spliced from 3 exons. The coding region runs from base 820 to 3966 and encodes 1048 amino acids. Gene Ontology annotation, biological process: protein phosphorylation.